AUGCCUCACCAUUUGAAACAUCCUCUGCAACGGCUGUCCAGUCCUUCCCGAGGACUCUCGGCUGUGGUCCAUUUGGUCGGACUCGCCAGUUUUUGCUGGUCCUUCAAGUUUAUGCACGAGAAUCCCAAUCGGGCUAAUGAGGCAUACGGCUGGCAUUUUCAAUACCUCACUGUUAUUGGACUUUCUCUGGCGACACUGACCUUUUUUUUCGGUAUUCUGGCGGAUGUGACGUUGUCGGCCCGACUCUUCUUGGUCAAGAACCUUUUGUCUAUUCUUAGUGCUCCUUUGGAAGUAUUGAUUAGUCUUCUUUACUGGAGUUUGCGCUUGAUCGACGAGCGCUUGGUGAUUCCCGAAUGGGCGGUGAUCCCGCUCAGCGCUGAUGUUAGCUUCCACGCCAUUCCAUCCAUUGUUUUGUUGAUUGACCUGCUUUUCUUUUCUCCCCCAUGGACUAUCGACAUUGUCCCCGCUCUUGGCUUGUCUGGCACCUUUGCUGUAGGAUAUUGGGUCUGGAUUGAACGGUGCUUUAAGCUCAAUGGAUGGUACCCGUAUCCCAUCUUCGAGCAAGUGCCCUUUGAAGGCCGUGUUGGCCUCUUCGUUCUGAGUGCUGUCGUUAUGGCACUAAGCACUGCGACUCUGAAGCAUCUGUAUGGCCGGGUCAAUGGCUACGGUACCGCCACUGAGGCUCGUGCGUAUCCUGGCCAGGUCAAGCGGAACGGCGGUCAUUAA
Aspergillus chevalieri is the source of this 726-nucleotide messenger RNA. RefSeq names its product putative integral membrane protein. The record is from RefSeq and is a predicted model, not a curated record. The transcript has 7 exons. NCBI's taxonomy places the organism in Eukaryota, Fungi, Ascomycota, Eurotiomycetes, Eurotiales, Aspergillaceae. Gene Ontology annotation, cellular component: membrane; endomembrane system. The coding region runs from base 1 to 726 and encodes 241 amino acids.